CAGAAUGCAGCACCUGGUUAUGUGCAGUUUGUUUAGUUUCGUAUAUGAGACUCGCCGUAUAGCCCCAGGAUGGAAGUUCGGGUGCUGGAACGCUCUUGGAAGUCCUGACUAAACAGUUAAAGUGACUCUACUAUGUCGUGUGCUUUUAUUCCCACACCUCCACCACCGCACAGCAAAAGACCUGUAACAUCCCCACCGGACAGCGGCUAGUUACUAAAGGAACCACUGAUGAGGCCAAGGAAGCCCAACUGGUCGGUAGAGCAAAAGCUGCUGCUGGUGCAGCUGGUGAAGGCCCGAAGGGAAGGUCUGCUGACUGGAAGGCAUUCCUGCCGUGAGACAGCUACUAAUCGGAGAUGGGCAUGGGAUGAGAUUGCGGAGGAGAUCUCUACUGCUCACCCUGAUGUCCCUCGUACAGGAAAAGAGUGUGAAAGGCACUGGUUUGUAGAGCAUGCCAAGGCUAGAGAAGCUAUGGUUACUCAGAGAACACCAAAAGUGACUAAUCCAGUGACGAAGCUUGUGCUUGAAAUUCUCAGACUGCAGGAAAAAGACACUGAGCAUAAGGACAGGCUUGAAGACGACAGUACAAGCUUUCAUGAAGAAGAAGAGGAACAAUUGGAAAUGAAAUAUGUUCCAAACACAGUUACACCUUUCAUAAACAUUGAAUUACCCAUCAACCACACAAAUUACAGUAGUGAAGAUGUUACUCCAGCGAGUGCCACAUGCCUGCCGUCACCCUCAGCAGAAAAAAGAGAGCUGGAAAUAUCAGUUCUUCGUCGACAAGAACGAGUAUUACAGUUGCAGGAAGAGUAUUAUUCCCUUAAAAUCAAACAUCUCAAAGCACAGAUGUUUCUGGACCUUUGAUGGGACAGUGACAUCAUAUGAAAGAAAUUGUUUUAGUCUUGCUGGGUAUUUAAUAGUUUCAAAACUACUAGCUACAGAACUAUUUCUCCAACAGUUGUACACACUGCAUUUGUCCUCCAUGGAAACGUGACCGUACUGUUUUAUAUAACCACUGUUGAGUCACAGUUUCACCAGAUGGUGGAAUAGUAGUUUUACAAAUAAUACUAUAGAAGAACAUCUAGGCAGGACUGUAGCAAUUGCUGUCACAUGCAGCAUGUUUUGCCUACCUAUUUGAAUGUUAAAACUAGUUUUAAAUUUGUAGUUAUGAGCAAUAGCAACUUAAAGGGAACAGACAGAUGAUAGAGAAAUAUUGCAGGCCAGUUUUUUUUAAACUGCACUGACAUGUUUUUUAAUGGUAUGGUAUGCUUAUGUUUGUUCUACAGUUAAAGCAAUGAUGCCGCUAUAGCUGUUUUAGGGGCAUUCAGAGAUUUAACUAUGAACUGUAUUAAUUAAAAACAAUAUCAACAGAUGAAGAACUUACAU
Trichomycterus rosablanca is the source of this 1383-nucleotide messenger RNA. RefSeq lists its product as uncharacterized. The transcript is spliced from 4 exons. Bases 229 to 861 code for a protein of 210 amino acids. The record is from RefSeq and is a predicted model, not a curated record. NCBI's taxonomy places the organism in Eukaryota, Metazoa, Chordata, Actinopteri, Siluriformes, Trichomycteridae.